AUGGAUCGCUCUACGAAACCAAGCUUCAACUUUGUGAACCUCACACAUCCAGACGAUCUGAAGAAUGAAGAAACCCAACUUCGCAUCCGUCGUCUGGCCAUGACUGAAGUUGGUAAAGCCAGGAGGAAACCCAAAACGAAGAAGGCCCGCAACGAGGUCAUCCUUGAAUUUCGGAAUCCGUCUGAAAGUCGCGUAGACAUCGAUCGAUUUGGUGGCGGCCAGCUUGACCCAUUCAACUCCUACCCAAUCGAACUCGAUGAUUCCGAUCGAUCGUUGCUAGCAAAUGUAUUCAGCACUGAGGACAACAAUCAUCCUAGCCAGCUUCGCGGCUCCUGGUACCCCGUUGGACUCAGCGAUGCAGCUGCUUUCCACAACAUGCUGUCGAAUUCUCAAAACUUCCUCUUCCAGAGGCAUAAUGGAUACUAUCCCUCCCAGGACGAUGCCAUAGCACUGAAACAUCAUAAUAAAGCGCUCCGCCAUACCGCCCAAAUGAUGAAUGAUCCGAACAAACGUACAAGCGAUGAAGUGAUAGGUGCCGUGGCGUCUUUUAUGAUUCACUUUGCUCUGUUGGGAAACUUUACAGGCAACGACUGGCAGAAACAUAGCAACGCAUUGGUCAGAAUUGUGGGACUCCGGGGCGGCUACGAUGCCAUCACCAAAGAAUACUUGCGAAUCACAGUGAGCUGGGCAGAUCUCAUAGGGAACUUCUAUCAAGACCACCCGCCAGUUGUUCCUAUGCCACGACAAUGGAUAGCGGAUUCCAAAUCUCCACCGAAUUCCCCAAGACCUUGUAAUGCUGUAUCGUUAGCAUGGAAACGCCAGUUACCAAUGCAGCUCGGCUUUAUCACCGUCUUUGAUGAUGUAGUACAGCUAAUCUCUCUUGAUCGAGCUUUCAACGAGCAGCAGCUGAUGCUAGCAAUUACGAGUGGUAGUUGGAUGGAGCCGACCAUGUACCGCCUCUUAGCUAUUCGGCCUUUGGACCACGGCGAGUCCACAGAGUUUGUCAUUGAAGAAGUAUGUCGUCUUGGAACGUUACUCUUCCUGGCGCCACUCUGGAGAAAACUAGGCCAAUCGCCAGUAUGGACAGCCGCCAUAUCUCGUAAUCUCCUACUUGUGCUCAUGAAGAAUAUGAUCGAAUGGAACGACUUGAAACCUCUGCUAAUCUGGGUACUGUACGUUGCCGCUGUCGAAACCAAAGAUCUUGCAGAACGGAGCCAAUUUGUGUUCAUGCUUGGCAUUCUGAUGAGUGGUAUGCAGCUGCAAGAGUGGGACGAUAUUAUGUCGAUUAUCAAGAGCGUAGUAUGGGUAGAGAAGGUUUUUACAGGUACCGAUGAGCUGAUUCGCGACGAAGUUAUGCAAAUCGUGAAUCAUAACCCCAUGAACAUCUUCCCGGCUGAAACUACGCCGCCAAGUUUCUUGGAUGAUUUCGCGGCUGAGACAGAAUAG
Messenger RNA from Alternaria atra, 1446 nucleotides. RefSeq lists its product as uncharacterized. Bases 1 to 1446 code for a protein of 481 amino acids. NCBI's taxonomy places the organism in Eukaryota, Fungi, Ascomycota, Dothideomycetes, Pleosporales, Pleosporaceae. The transcript has 4 exons. The record is from RefSeq and is a predicted model, not a curated record.